Molecule: messenger RNA, 3941 nt
Organism: Phasianus colchicus (ring-necked pheasant)
Lineage: Eukaryota; Metazoa; Chordata; Aves; Galliformes; Phasianidae
Source: RefSeq, a predicted model, not a curated record
UGGGGUGCCGUGUUGGGUUUUGGGGUCCCCUCUUGGGUUUUGAGGUCCCCUCUUGGGUUUUGGGGUCCCCUGUUGUGUUUUGGGGUACCAUGUUGGGUUUUAGGGUCCCCCGUUGGGUUUUGGGGGAACUCUUGACCUUUUGGGGCCAUCACGUUGUUUUUGGGGUUCCAUGUUGGAUUCUGGGGAAACUAUGGGGUUAUUUGGGUAACAUGUUGGGUUUUGUGGGGAACUCUUGGUACUUUGGGAUGCCAGGUUGGGUUUUGGGGGGACCACGUGGUUUUUUUGGGUACCAUGUUGGGUUUGGGGAGAACUCUUGGCAUUUUGGGGAUACUUUGGGUUUUAGGGUCCCACGUUGGGUUUGGGGGGAACUCUUGGCAUUUUGGGGGUAUCAUGUUGGGUUUUGGGGGAACUCUUGGAGUUUUGGGGGAACCGCGUGGUUUUUUGGGGUACUGUGUUGGGUUUUGGGGCAACUCUUGGCAUUUUGGGGGUAUCAUGUUGGGUUUUGGGGGAACCACGUGGUUUUUUGGGGUACCGUGUUGGGUUUUGGGGGAACUCUUGGCCUUUUUGGGGUAUGGUGUUGGGUUUUGGGGUCCCUGUGGUGCGUUGGUGCAUCUCUGAAUGCUUUGGGAGCUGCAAUGGCCUCUGAACCCCAAAGCAUUGAGGGGCAGCUCCGCCCUCACUGCCAGCGUUGCCCCAAAUUAACGUUUAUUGCACUAAUUGUAUGCUAAUUGUAUGCAAACGAGGCUGGGUGAGAGCCCAGCCAUCCCGCUCAUUCUGGUGAGGCAGUCAGUGAUGGCUGCAGGUUGUUGUAGGGCCAAUGUAGGGUGGCCAUCUUGGUCUCGUGGUUGCCAUCUUGGCCUUCCUAGUGGCCAUCUUGGCCUCGUGAUGGCCAUCUUGGCCUUCCUGGUUGCCAUUCUUGGUCUCGUGGUUGCUAUCUUGGCUUUCCUAGUGGCCAUCUUGGCCUCGUGAUGGCCAUCUCGGCCUUGUGAUGGCCAUCUUGGCCUUGUAGUUGCCAUUCUUGGCCGUCCUGGUUGCCAUUCUCGGCCUUGUGGUGGCCAUCUUGGCCUCGUGGUUGCCAUCUUGGCCUUCCUAGUGGCCAUCUUGGCUUUGUGAUGGCCAUCUUGGCCUUGUAGUUGCCAUUCUUGGCCUCGUGGUUGCCAUCCUGGCCUUCCUAGUGGCCAUCUCGGCCUCAUGGUGGCCAUCUUGGGCUUCCUAGUGGCCAUCUUGGCCUCGUGAUGGCCAUCUUGGCCUUCCUGGUUGCCAUUCUUGGCCUCGUGGUUGCUAUCUUGGCUUUCAUAGUGGCCAUCUUGGCCUUCCUGGUUGCCAUUCUCGGCCUUGUGGUGGCCAUCUUGGCCUCGUGGUUGCCAUCUUGGCCUUCCUAGUGGCCAUCUUGGCCUCGUGGUUGCCAUUCUUGGCCUCGUGGUUGCCAUCUUGGCCUUCCUAGUGGCCAUCUUGGGCUCCUGCUGGCCAUCCUGGUGGCCAUCUCAGGCUCCUGCCAGCACCCACGCGACCCCCAGCUCCGCUCCGGUGGGGUUCUCCCUUCCCUUUCCUCUCCCCCCCCAGGACCCCAGCAGACCCCACGCUGACGAUGUCGACCCCGGACCCCCCGCUGGGUGGAACCCCUCGGCCGGGCCCCUCCCCAGGCCCGGGCCCGUCACCGGGCGCCAUGUUGGGCCCCAGCCCCGGCCCCUCGCCCGGCUCCGCGCACAGCAUGAUGGGACCCAGCCCCGGGCCCCCCAACGCCGGACACCCGCUGCCCCCCCAGGGGCCCGGCACCUACGCUCAGGACAACAUGCACCAGAUGCACAAGCCCAUGGAGUCGAUGCAUGAGAAGGGGCUGGCCGAGGACCCCCGCUACGGGCAGAUGAAGGGGAUGGGGAUGCGGCCCGGCGCGCACGCGGGGAUGGGCCCUCCGCCCAGCCCCAUGGACCAGCACUCACAAGGCUACCCGUCCCCGCUGGGCGGCUCGGAGCACGCCUCCAGCCCGGUGCCGGCCAACGGCCCGUCCUCCGGCCCGCAGCUCCCGGCCGGCCCCAGCGGCGUCGCCAUGGACGGCGGCGACCCGCAGGCUCUGGGGCAGCAGAACCGCGGCCCGACUCCCUUCAACCAGAACCAGCUGCACCAGCUGCGGGCUCAGAUCAUGGCUUACAAGAUGCUGGCCCGCGGGCAACCGCUGCCCGACCACCUGCAGAUGGCCGUGCAGGGCAAGCGGCCCAUGGGCGGCAUGCAGCAGCAGAUGCCCACUCUACCUCCACCCUCCGUGUCCGGGACGGGAGCCGUGCAAGGAGCGGUGCAAGGGCCCGGAGCGGGACCCACACCUCCCAACUACAACAGACCUCAUGGCAUAGGAGGGCCAAAUAUGCCCCCUCCCGGACCCUCAGGAGUUCCCCCGGGAAUGCCAGGGCAGCCCCCGGGCGGCCCCCCCAAACCCUGGCCUGAAGGACCAAUGGCGAACGCUGCAGCCCCCACCAGCGCCCCGCAGAAGCUGAUCCCCCCGCAGCCCACCGGUCGCCCCUCGCCGGCCCCCCCGGCCGUGCCCCCCGCCGCUUCGCCCGUCAUGCCCCCCCAGACUCAAUCCCCGGGGCAGCCGGCCCAGCCCGCCCCCAUGGUGCAGCUGCACCAGAAGCAGAACCGCAUCACCCCCAUCCAGAAACCGCGCGGGCUCGACCCCGUGGAGAUCCUGCAGGAGAGGGAGUACAGGUGGGGGCCGGAGGGGGGGGCCAUGGUGGGCUUUCACGCUCGCCUUUAUCUCCAGUGGGAGGGCAGGAGGGGGGUUGGGUGCUGCGGAGCUUCGGGGGGCGUCACCCGAAAUCCCGACCUUCCCCUUUUCUGGGGGUUGGAAGGGUCCUUAAAGGUUACAGAAUCCGAGAUGGUUGGGUUGGAAGGGUCCUUAAAGGUUAUAGAAUCCGAGAUGGUUGGGUUGGAAGGGUCCUUAAAGGUGAUAGAAUCCAAGAGGGUUGGGUUGGAAGGGUCUUCGAAGACCAUGGAAUCCAAGAGGGCUGGGUUGGAAGGGUCCUCAAAGGUCAUGGAAUCCAAGAGGGUUGGGUUGGAAGGGUCCUCGAAGGUCAUAGAAUCCAAGAGGGUUGGGUUGGAAGGGUCCUUAAAGGUUAUGGAAUCCAAGAUGGUUGAGUUGGAAGGGUCCCUGAAGGUCACGGAAUCCAAGAUGGUUGGGUUGGAAAGGUCCUUAAAGGUCAUAGAAUCCAAGAUGGUUGGAUUUUGGGACGUCGGGAGCUUCGGGGCGGUGACGCUUGGGCUGCUCCUCCUCCUCCAGGCUGAGGAUGAGGAGGGCUACCGCAAGUUGAUCGACCAGAAGAAGGACAAGCGGCUGGCCUACCUGCUGCAGCAGACCGAUGAGUACGUGGCCAACCUGACCGAGCUGGUGCGGCAGCACAAGGCGGCCCAGGUGGCCAAGGAGAAGAAGAAGAAGAAGAAGAAGAAGGUGAGCAGAGUGGGGAGCUUCCCCGAGGGCUGCGGGGCUGCCUGGGGGGGAUGGGGGCACAAGCGUGGCCGUCUGUUGAGGUUUGAUGGGCUUGGUGGCUGUCUGUUGGUAGUGGCCAUUGAUUGUGGGGUUUGGUGGCCAUCCGUUGGGCUUGGUGGCUGUCUGUUGGUAGUGGCCAUUGAUUGUGGGGUUUGGUGGCCAUCUGUUGGGGUUUGGUGGUUGUUGGGGUGGCCAUCGAUUGGACUUGGUGGCUGUCUGUUGGUAGUGGCCAUCCAUUGUGGGGUUUGGUGGCCAUCUGUUGGGGUUUGGUGGCCAUCUGUUGGGGUUUGGUGGCUGUCUGUUGGUAGUGGCCAUCCAUUGUGGGGUUUGGUGGUCAUCUGUUGGGGUUUGGUGGCUGUCUGUUGGUAGUGGCCAUCUAUUGUGGUGUUUGGUGGCCAUCUGUUGGGGUUUGGUGGCCAUCAUUGGGUUUGGUGGCUGUCUGUUGGUAGUGGCCAUUGAUUGU